Ipomoea nil (Japanese morning glory) is the source of this 2473-nucleotide messenger RNA. RefSeq names its product E3 ubiquitin-protein ligase MBR1-like. Lineage: Eukaryota; Viridiplantae; Streptophyta; Magnoliopsida; Solanales; Convolvulaceae. The annotation marks the transcript as partial. Gene Ontology annotation, molecular function: ubiquitin protein ligase activity. The transcript has 6 exons. The record is from RefSeq and is a predicted model, not a curated record.
UUUUCACAUACAUAUAUCAUUUGUGCUUAUUGCCCUCUUCGCGUAAUCCGAUCAUCUUCUGCUAUCAGUUUUUCAGUGACCAAGAUGCAAGGAGGAAGAAGUAUUUUGGAUUCCUUAACUGAAACCAUUGACCUUAAUCAGGGAUUGGUGCCCAGUAGCAGUUCCAUGGAUCGGUCUAGCCCUUGGGAUAACAUUCUUGAUCCAGCAGGGAGCCGUUUUUCAAAUUCAGUGCCUGCUGCUAGUGAGGGCUAUGCUGGUUCUCCGAGUGCUCCUAGUUUCAGUGGCUGGGAUCAAGGUGAGUCUAGCUCUGCAGCCGAUUUAAAUGGUCGUGUUUAUUGCAGCGAUUUAAAAGCAGGGCAUAUGUGGCCUUCUUCAUCGAGCAAUUAUGCUGUAGCUGAUCAAGGGUCAGAAGAAAGGGGGUUUGAGUCCUCCAAUGUUUUUGCUAAUAAGAGCUUCAGUAGCAGUUAUGGUGGCAACCAUCCGAUUAGCAGGCCUAGUACGCAUCAUUUUAAUUCCAAUCAUAGCCCUGGAAAUGAUGGUCAUCUCGUCACCAGAACAGGUGCACCUUCAAAUGUUUACAAGUUUGGUGGAUCAGAGGCUGAGCAUAUUCCAGCUCUCGCUGCUUCUUCUGAUAAUACCGGGACGUCAUAUAAUUCUGGUUAUAUGGUUGGAAACCAAGAUGUGUCUGGUUCUUCUUGGGGCACGUGGGGCUUAUCUGGCAAGCGGAAAACUCUAGAAGGUAGCUCCCGCCAGUUGUCUGUGGGUGGAAGUUCGAGCUCCAACCCACGAGCCGAGGACAUUGUGCUCCAUAAUGUUCCUGCUUGUUAUAAUAGUUCUGGUAGCUUAGGUAUAUCGUCACCGUCCAAUCCUGUUGAUUUUACGGAGCAACGCAACUCAAGAAAUGGACAUGGUUCAAGAUUUGGGGUUGCUGAUGGAUUCCCGCCUUUAAGCGUUAAUAGUGUUGUAGAGAGCUCUAGAGCAAUUGGUUCUUGGGCAAAUAUUAGGAAUCAGGAAUCAGUUUCGUUUGGUUUACCUCCAAUUGGAGCUGCCAUGGGGCAUUCAACUGUUAGUUCUAUUGAUAUGCCGCCCAGACCUAUCUCGAUAAAUGAUUCUUCUGAAAUGAGACAGCCAUUAUCAGCGCCAUUGAAUCCGAGCCAUACAGCAAGUCAGUCUCAAUCAAUGCAGGGUCCUAGUUUUCCAAGGGGCAGGCAUUCGUUUCCCUGGAAUGGAUCACAUGAUUCGCAAGGUGGUGGUAGCUCAGGUUCGAAUAUGGUAUCUGGAGGCCGUGGAGGGAGAAGUGGAAUAUUUCGAGGUGAAACCAGAUUUAGGAGCUCCCUGAGAAAUAAUGCGGAAAAUCGCAGGUUGAACUCUGCUACCGAGGCUCGAAAUUUUGUACAAAAUACUACUAAUUGGAACGCAGACAUUCCUUCUGGUUCUGGAAUUGGUUCCGGUUCUCUUAUGCAGGCUUCUCAUACUCCAUGGGUGCCUAAUCAGAACCUAACUAGUAGUAGCCAUCAAAGAUUAUCCGAGUUUUCCCCUUGGACUCUUUUCCCACCCGCAGAACUUGAAUCUGCAAGCCGGAGAGGUCAUAUUUCAUCUCUGCAUUCAGCUACUACUUCAGAGGGGCCAUCUCGAAGGGCUAACCGUCAUUCACGUCCUUAUAACCGAUCAUCUAUGAUGGUGGACGUUCCAGGUGAUGAUCACAGUGGUUGGCGUGCUUUAGCUGGUGAUAUUGACGGGAGGCACAGAAUGGCAACUGAGCAACAGAUUCGUCAAGUACUUAAUGCUAUGAGAAGGGUUGAGAACUUGCAUGCUGAGGAUUAUAUGAUGUACGAACCAUUUAUUAAUGGGGUUGGCGAGUUUCACGAUAGGCAUAGAGAUAUGAGGCUUGAUGUGGACAACAUGUCUUAUGAGGAAUUGUUGGCGUUGGAAGAACGCAUAGGGAACGUGAACACAGGAUUGAGUGAGGAGUCCAUUUUGAAGGUUUUGAAACAGCGUAAGUAUGAAUCUAAACGCUGUGGAGGAUUAUCAUCAGACUUGGAGCCAUGCUGUAUAUGCCAGGAGGAGUACGUUAGCGAGGAUGAGAUUGGCAUAAUGGAGUGCGGGCACGAGUUCCAUAUGAAUUGCGUUAAACAAUGGUUAAUGGAGAAGAACCUAUGCCCCAUCUGUAAGGUGACAGCUUUAAAUAGUUGACAAGAGACCGACAUUCCCUCUCAUCAUCCUCGUAGGAACGAAAAGAAAAGAAAAGAAAAACAUGUCUGGAUGAUCCAUCCCUCCUAGAAGCACAAAAGUGAAAUAUUGAAAAGCAUCCUGUUUUUACUGGUUCUCAUGAGCUGAGGGACAUGGGAUCUAGAAAAAAUAUUUGCAGCUUUGUUAAUACCUCUGUAUAAGUUGCAAACAGAUAGAUUGGUGUUUUAAAUAAUUUAGCAUGAAUGAAUAAUACAAUGCAAGAGGAGACAUUUUAGCAGUAAAA